GUGGCUUUGGGACAAAACCGCUUGGUUCUAAUGUAUUUGGUACAUCUUUUGGAACAACAGCUCCUACUGGAGCAGCAAGUGGAAGUAUAUUUGGAACAUCGACUUCUAACACUGGAACAAGUGUAUUUGGACAGCCGACUGCAACAUUUGGUCAACCAGCAUCAACUGGAAAUACAGCAUUUGGAUUUGGUUCGACUUCUACUGCUGGUGGAUUAUUUGGCAGUUCUCAGCAACAAAGUACCAAUAGUGGCAUGUUUGGUAACACUGCAACUCCUGCCUUUGGAACUUCAAGAUCAACUUUUGGAAAUUUCGGUAGUACCUCAGGUGGUUCAACACUUUUUGGUACUAGUCAAACUCAACAUACUAGUGGAUUAUUUGGUCAGAAUACAUCAGCUGGUGCAGGUCUUUUUGGUUCUUCAGGUGGUUUUGGGAGCAGUACAUCAGGAACAACAAUUAAAUUUAAUCCCCCAACUGGAAGUGAUACAAUGAUGAAAAAUGGUGUAUCUACAAAUAUAAAUACUAGACAUCAAUGCAUUACUUGUAUGAAAGAGUAUGAAAAUAAAAGUUUGGAGGAAUUACGUGUGGAAGAUUAUGUAGCAAAUCGUAAAGGUCCUCAAGGUGGAAAUAUUGGUGCAUUUGGUUCUACAGGACAGGCUAGUUUAUUUGGGACUCCUGCAUCUACAUCAACAUUUUCAUUUGGUACCACUCAAAAUAAACCUCUCUUUGGUGGCACAAGUACAAGUAGUUUUGGAUCAACAAAUACUGGCUUAUUUGGUCAAAAUACUCAACAACAAAGUAACAGUUUAUUUGGAAAACCUGUUGGAUUCGGUGUUCCAACAUCAUCAUCAUCUGGCUCUUUUAAUUUUGGGACAAGUGCUGGAACAUCUUUAUUUGGACAGAAUAAUCAGCAGAAAUCAUUAUUUGGGCAGCCUACGAGUUCUGGUUUAUUUGGAACAACCACUACAACCCAGCCAUCAACAGCAUUUGGAACUGGAAACACAUUUGGAUCACCAUUUGGAAAUCCUACACAACAAUCAACUGGAUUAUUUGGAAGUAAACCUGCAGGCUUUGGCACUACUGGCACAACAACAGCAACAAGUACAUUCAAUUUUGGAUCUGCAACUAGUAACACAGGCGCAGGAUUAUUUGGACAAAAACCAGCAGGUACUGCUUUUGGUACUUCAGCUACAUUUGGAUCUGCAGCUCCAGCAUUUGGUAAGAUGUUAACUGGAUUAUUUGGAAGUAAACCUGCAGGCUUUGGCACUACUGGCACAACAACAGCAACAAGUACAUUCAAUUUUGGAUCUGCAACUAGUAACACAGGCGCAGGAUUAUUUGGACAAAAACCAGCAGGUACUGCUUUUGGUACUUCAGCUACAUUUGGAUCUGCAGCUCCAGCAUUUGGUGGAUUUGGAGCAACACAACCUGGAACUGCAACUGGAUUAUUUGGACAGAAUAAGCAAACUACAGGCUUUAAUACUGGGAGUGGCACAACGUUUGGAACAAAUUUGGGAACUAGUUUUGGUACUUCUUUUGCACCAACUCUUGGUGCAAACACUGGAACAAGUUUAUUUGGAAACACAGCAGUUUCAAAACCAACUGGGUUUUCAUUUGGAAAUAAUCCUAGUACAGGAUUUUCAUUUGGUCAACCAGGAAUUGGUGCUGGCUCGUUUGGUUUUGGCAAUAACCUCACAUCAACAAUUGGAAGUGAUCCUAAUGCAAUGGCAUAUAAUCAACAACAAUUACAAACACAACAACAGAUACUGGCUCUUACAACAAAUCCAUUUGGUGAUUCUCCAUUAUUUAGAAAUGUUAUAAAGGAUAAUAAUAAAAGAGAAGAAAUAUUAAAACCAACAAAUCCUGCAGCACAAAAAGCAGUAAUGGCAUCAAAUCAAUAUAAAGUUUCACCUGUACCUAUUGGCAAAGUGAAACCAAAACCAAUACAAGCAGUUGCAGUUGGGAAAGUUUCCCUGUUUGAUGAUUUAGAUGAUGGUGAAAGUACAUUAGAAACCUUUAUUCCUCGACGUAGUGUUAAAAAAUUACAAUUACAACCAGUAUCUCUUGAUUUAAAUGAAGUCAACUCUAAUUCAAAAGAACAUAGUGAACUUACUGAACCAAUAUUAACUCCAGUUGAUAAGAAUAAAUCACCUCUUACUGUUCAGUUAUCAAAAGAUCCUGUUAAUAGGUGUAAAGAACAGAAUUCAGCAGAAACUUUCAAAGAAAAUCCAAACAGUAAUCAGAAAGAGACUAAAAGUAUUAAUGAAUAUUAUAUUAAUCCUGUUGCAAAACCAGUUGCAGAACAUGCUUGUUUCAAGAAUUCAAAUGCCUUAGAUGAUACAUUUGCUGAAUUACGCACCAAAAGUCAAAAUACCAGAAAUCCUGAUCGUGCUCUAGGAUUAUCAAAUUGUUCAGAAAAUGGUGAUAGUGAAAAAGAAACUACUAAUAUAUUAAAUUCAGAUAAUGAUGAAAGCCACGAUAUUUAUGAUUCACAAUCCGGUCAUCCUGCUGGAAUCAUUUUAAGAAGAGCUGGCUAUUACACUAUACCUCCUCUUCAAGAAUUGGCCACUUUGGUUGAUGAAAAUGGUAAUUGCAUUGUUGAAAACUUUACCAUAGGUCGUGAAGGAUAUGGAAGUGUUUUCUUUCCUGGUGAAACUAAUGUUGCUGGCCUUAACUUGGAUGAAAUUGUUCAUUUUAGAAGAAAAGAAAUAACUAUCUAUCCUGAUGAUGAUAAUAAACCCCCCGUUGGAGAAGGUCUUAAUAGACAAGCUCAGAUUACUCUUGAUUGUGUUUGGCCUGUUGAUAAAACUACUCAUGAGCCAAUUAAAGAUACUGAGAGAUUAAAACAAAUGGGAUAUGAAGAAAAAAUUGAGAGAGCUACGCUUAAACUGGGAGCUAAAUUUAUGGAAUAUCGACCUGAAACUGGAUCAUGGGUAUUUCAAGUGAAUCAUUUUUCAACGUAUGGAUUAGAAAAUUUUAUUGAUGAAGAUUUUAUUAAAACAACUCAAUGUCCUAAAAUUUCUAACCAGAUUGGAAUUAAAGAAUUAAGUUCCUUGUCAAAUCAGAUGAUCAAAAUGAAGAUAUUAAGGAAAGAAGUAAUCAAUAAUGAAAUGAAAAAAAUUAUUGGACAAACAGUUUCAAGAAUAUUAAUUGAAGAAUUGUACCAUGACAAACAAAUACAAGUAUCAGGAGAGAAGUUUUGCACGUUGUUGAUACAAAUAUCACAAAAGAUUAUGGAGGAAAUUGAAAAUAAAGCUUAUAUUAUUUAAAAAAAAAGAAAAAAAAACAAGUAAAAUGGUAAGUAUCUAUUUGGGACAAGACUAUAUCUCGGAGUCUCACUACUAAGCAGGAUGAUUUUGAUGCUGAUGGCAAGUCUUCAUUCUCCAAUCAUCUUUGGUAUCUCUGGUUUUAAGCAAAUCGUUCAAACUUUGCUGGCCACGGACACAACCAUGAGGUUGUCCACGAUAUAUUUUCAGUGAAAUUAACCUAUUCAAUGUUGAAAUUUCUGUCCACUGUGUGUUGUCCUGGGUUGAAUUUUUGUCUAUGCCUAACGA
Molecule: messenger RNA, 3551 nt
Organism: Centruroides sculpturatus (bark scorpion)
Lineage: Eukaryota; Metazoa; Arthropoda; Arachnida; Scorpiones; Buthidae
Product: nuclear pore complex protein Nup98-Nup96-like
Exons: 21
Coding region: 252-3266 (1004 amino acids)
Biological process (GO): post-transcriptional tethering of RNA polymerase II gene DNA at nuclear periphery; protein import into nucleus; RNA export from nucleus
Cellular component (GO): nuclear pore cytoplasmic filaments; nuclear pore
Molecular function (GO): structural constituent of nuclear pore
Source: RefSeq, a predicted model, not a curated record